Messenger RNA from Nicrophorus vespilloides, 772 nucleotides. RefSeq names its product trypsin-3-like. Gene Ontology annotation, molecular function: serine-type endopeptidase activity. Gene Ontology annotation, biological process: proteolysis. The transcript has 7 exons. Lineage: Eukaryota; Metazoa; Arthropoda; Insecta; Coleoptera; Silphidae. The record is from RefSeq and is a predicted model, not a curated record. The coding region runs from base 1 to 756 and encodes 251 amino acids.
AUGUUUCGAAUAAUUGCGUUCUGCGUUUUACUUGCUGGAUGCACAGCAUCUCCUGCAAUACCAAGAAUUGUAAAUGGAACUUUUGCUCAACCUGGAGAAAUUCCAUAUAUUGUUUCUCUUAGUUUCUACGGAACACAUUCGUGUGGCGGCUCUAUUUUGGAUUCAACACAUAUUUUGACUGCAGCUCAUUGUAUUGAAUCACGUCCUCCGAGUGUCUUCACCAUUGAAUAUGGUGAUUUAAGAUUGAUCAGUGCUUCACAGCAUAUUAUUAGAGUUAAAGAAAUAUACAUGCACCCUGGUUACGAUCCAUCCAAGAAUCAUAUCAACGAUGUUGCUGUGCUGACUUUGAAUUCCGAAAUUCCUUUCGAUGAAAACGCUCAACCUGUUACCCUUCCUGAGCAGUCCAGCAGCACUCCAGGAAAUCAAAACGCAGUGUUGGCCGGUUGGGGACUUACCUCGAGUCAUAGUGUUUAUACGGAAUCUUUGAUGCGUGUUGACAUUAUAUGCUAUUCGGACGAUGAUUGCGAAGCUGCCCACCAUGGAAAUACAAAUAGACAAUACCAUAUCUGCGCCGGCGUUCCUGAAGGCGGAAAAGGACAAUGCAGUGGAGAUUCUGGAGGUCCAUUGACCGUUGAUGGAGUUCAAAUUGGAGUCGUUUCAUGGUCUGUUAAGCCUUGUGCCAUCAAAGGUUACCCAGGAGUUUUUGCUCGCGUCGCUAAUUACGUUGAUUGGAUCAAACAGCAAAUGAAUCAUUGAUCAUUCUUAUGUUUUA